AUGAUUUUGGAAUUGCAGUUCCUUUUGAAUCCAAAUUAUAAACAGAUGCUGCAAAUGAAUCAAUACAGUAAUAAACCCAUCCAAAGGCCGCCGAACGAUCCUCAACAUAAAAAUGCGUUCCACAUUCGAGGUCCAGUAUACGGAAUGGACUCCUGUCUCGGACCAGACGGGUAUCCCCUAUCAUUGUACGAUGCCCAUUCCAAUUGCCCCUUCAAAAAUUAA
Molecule: messenger RNA, 222 nt
Organism: Arctia plantaginis
Lineage: Eukaryota; Metazoa; Arthropoda; Insecta; Lepidoptera; Erebidae
Source: the annotation of a GenBank genome assembly